CGAGCAGCGGAGGUGAUGGUCCAGCACGUGGAGAACCUGAAGCGGCACCACAUGCGGGAGCACGCGGAGCUGGAGGAGAUGAAGCGCCUGAUCCAGCAAAACUCCCGCAACCGGCAGCUGGCGGAGACCCAGGACGAUGCGGAGCCAUGGCUGAGGCCUCACCCCCUGAUGCGAACUUUCCAGCAGGGGUCUGCCCGCCGCAGAGUCAGCAUCGCCGUCAUCCCCAAGCAGUUCUUGCCAGGUGCCAGCCCUGACAGCCGAGCAGCCCCAGCCAGUGAGCUGGAGAGGGAGGGGGCCCAGCGCCAGCCCAGCACCCAGAGGAGCGAGCUGGACCUGCAGGGCCAGGGCAGCGCUGUGACCAGGGAGCCGGUGGCCGAGGCAGAUGGCAGAGGCUCAAGUGCAGGGGACGAGGAGCCGGAGCAGCUUGGGCUGACGUCCAAGGGGUCCCCGACGGAGCUGUGGCGGCCAUGGCUCUUCCUCCCGCAGCACUACUGGGUUUUCUUCUGGCUGCUUCUCCUGAGCAUCGCCUUCCUCCUCCUCGUCCGCGUCCUGGAGCUGCAGCGGCUGCAGCCUGCGGCAUCACCCAAGGCCUAGCCGGAGCAGGGAGGGGGAGGCGGACGGGGGGCACCCACUCUCCGUCGCUGCUCCUUCCCUGCGCUGUAAAACACUAAAACCCUAGAAUAAUAAAAUGGGAGGAAAAAA
Aptenodytes forsteri (emperor penguin) is the source of this 702-nucleotide messenger RNA. Its product is annotated as lymphoid-restricted membrane protein. Bases 16 to 594 code for a protein of 192 amino acids. The transcript is spliced from 6 exons. NCBI's taxonomy places the organism in Eukaryota, Metazoa, Chordata, Aves, Sphenisciformes, Spheniscidae. The record is from RefSeq and is a predicted model, not a curated record. Gene Ontology annotation, cellular component: endoplasmic reticulum membrane.